AUGCAGUACGCAACGAUCGCUCUUGACCAGGAGCGAGGCAGCCCGUCCCUCGAGUCUGUUCAGGCCCGGCUGAUCAAGGUCCACCACCUCCUCAGCUCAUCCCGUCCCAACGCUGCAUCAUACCAGUUCGGCUUCGUCGUUCAGCUGAGCUACACUCUCGGCUUGCACCACAAGCGAGCGAAGCACGGGGUGAAGAAUUUGCUUCAGUCUGAGCUCCACAGCCGGACAUUUUGGGCCGUAUACUCCACAGACCGCUACCUGAGUAUCGUGCUCGGGCGACCAUUGCUGGUGCACAGUGAGUUCAUGACGCAAGGCUUCCCCACCGCCAUCAACGACGAGGACUUGAGCGAUGGCUGCAGCACAUGUUCGCCAUCACCAUUCACGGACUGCACGACCUUGGCCAGCAUAGUUCACGCCAAGCUGGCGCAGAUUGUUGGCAGGGUGAUAGUGCAGCACUACACUUUCACACGCGCGAGACUUUUCGAACAGAUGCGUGAGAAUAACGAAGCGCUGCAGCAGUGGAAGGCAGCAUUGCCACCUUUUCUUUCAGGAGAAGUCAAGCCGGCGAGCCUUGUUCCGGUAUCUAAGCGACAGUCGAAUGUCCUCCGCAUGUUCUAUCUGCACUGUGUGAUCUUGAUCAAUCGGCCCUAUCUUCUCUACGCCUUCCAGAAGGGCGACCGACGUGGGCGCGGCGAGAACGGCUUGGAGUCCUAUUCCGCUUGCAUCGAUGCUGCUGUGGAGCUGGCGAGCCAACUCACUGCGAUAUCUCGCACGGGCCAGCGAGUUGACAUCUUCUGGUUCACGCUGAACAUCACUUUCAAUGCCGUGUCGAUUCUGUACCUCCACGGACUAGUCCGGUUCCAAGAGGAGCGACGCCUGGCCGAAGAAGACGUUCGCUUGUUUGGUGUGGCCAAAUCCGCGCAUCAGGCCCUCGCGGAAGUCAGCCAAACAAGCCCUCCAGCGCUCAGGUACACUGUGGUGCUGGACACGUUGAGAGCAGAAGUGGAUAGUUUGCCGUCAACAUCAGGACCAAAUCCGCUGGAUGCUUCAACUCUGGACACUCCACGAGCAGGCGGUGGGAUGUAUGACGGCCCAGAUAUUCGAGGUGAUUGGCAUGCAAGCGAUGAUUAUGGCGACCUGGACUUCUUGAUUUCUGAAGUCUUGGAGAUUCCCGGGGCGAUGAUGCAUCCUUUCUCGCCGCUCGAUACCUCGAUCAGCUCCGCACUUGGGCAAGUCAAUGAUCACAAUGUUUGA
Molecule: messenger RNA, 1254 nt
Organism: Zasmidium cellare ATCC 36951
Lineage: Eukaryota; Fungi; Ascomycota; Dothideomycetes; Mycosphaerellales; Mycosphaerellaceae
Exons: 1
Coding region: 1-1254 (417 amino acids)
Biological process (GO): positive regulation of transcription by RNA polymerase II; DNA-templated transcription
Cellular component (GO): nucleus
Molecular function (GO): sequence-specific DNA binding; zinc ion binding
Source: RefSeq, a predicted model, not a curated record